This is a messenger RNA of Passer montanus (Eurasian tree sparrow), 2915 nucleotides long. It is a transcript of the gene ELN, whose product is annotated as elastin. Gene Ontology annotation, molecular function: extracellular matrix structural constituent. The transcript is spliced from 36 exons. The coding region runs from base 88 to 2361 and encodes 757 amino acids. Lineage: Eukaryota; Metazoa; Chordata; Aves; Passeriformes; Passeridae. The record is from RefSeq and is a predicted model, not a curated record.
UUCCCCUCGCAUCCUUGGAAGCAACAAUUAAGCAGCUCUGGGAUAAAACACACAGCCCGCGGGAGCACGGGGGCAUUGCUUCAAGAGAUGGCAAGGCAGGCAGCUGCACCCCUCCUCCCCGGAGUCCUCCUCCUCCUCUCCAUCCUCCCGGCUACUCAGCAAGGAGGGGUUCCUGGUGCUAUCCCGGGAGGGGGAGUCCCAGGAGGAGGCUUUUUCCCAGGUGCUGGAGUUGGAGGUUUGGGAGCAGGACUCGGGGCUGCAGGGAAACCUCCCAAACCAGGGGUCGGAGGACUUGGGGGGGUCGGAGGACUUGGGGGACUUGGCCCCCUUGGUCUGCAGCCAGGUGCUGCGGGUCUGUUCCCCGGAGCUGCCUUCCCCGGGGGGGUGUUCCCGGGAGCCGCCUCGGCCGCGGCGCUCAAGGCUGCUGCAAAAGCUGGUGCUGGCAUUGGAGGCGUGGGUGGAAUUGGUGGUCCUGGUGGCCUCGGGGUCUCCACAGGUGCCGUGGUACCGGGCGCGGUGCAGCCCGGCCUUGGCGCGGCAGGGAAACCCCCUAAAAUACCAGGUGCUGGGAUUCCUGGAGCCUUUCCGGGCGGUGUGCUCCCUGGCGCAGGUGUUCGCUUCCCUGGCGUGGGAGUACUGCCUGGAGUCCCCACUGGAGCUGGAGUCAAACCUAAAGCCCCAGGAGCUGGAGCCUUUGGAGGAAUCCCUGGACUGGGAGGUUUUGGAGGUCAGCAGCCCGGUGUCCCUCUGGGUUAUCCCAUCAAAGCUCCUAAGCUCCCAGGUGGCUAUGGACUGCCCUACACCAAUGGCCUCAGGCCCGGCGGGAUAGGAGCCGGCCUCCUGGCAGGAAAGGCAGGAUACCCCACCGGGACAGGGGUAGGAGCACAGGCGGCAGCAGCGAAGGCAGCAGCGAAACUGGGAGCCGGUGUCCUGCCCGGUGUUGGCGGAAUCCCGGGAGUUGCACCCGGUGUCGGCAUCGGCGGUGUCCCAGGAGCUGGAGUCGGAGGACCGGCAGCAGCGGCAGCAGCGGCGAAGGCAGCGGCAAAGGCAGGAGCUUUUGGUGCAGGGGCAGUGCCCGGAGUCGGAGGUGUCCCUGGCUUGGUCCCCGGUGUUGGAGGUGUCCCCGGGGCAGUGCCCGGUGUCGGAGGUGUGCCCGGGGUGGCAGGGGUGCCGUCGGCAGCAGCAGCAGCAAAGGCAGCUAAGUACGGCGCCGGCGUUCCCGGUGUCGGUGUGGGUGGCGUCCCCGGCCUCGUGCCCGGAGUCGGAGGUGUCCCUGGCUUGGUCCCCGGUGUCGGAGGUGUCCCCGGGGCAGUGCCCGGUGUCGGAGGUGUGCCCGGGGUGGCAGGGGUGCCGUCGGCAGCAGCAGCAGCAAAGGCAGCUAAGUACGGAGCUGGCGUUCCUGGAAUCGCCGGCGUUCCUGGAGUUCCUGGUGUCCCUGGUGUUCCUGGCGUGCCUGGGGUUCCUGGUGCUGUGCCCGGUGUUGGAGUGGGUGGCCCGGCAGCAGCGGCCGCAGCCAAGGCUGCAGCGAAAGCGGCGGCGAUCGGAGCAGGACGCGUGCCCGGUGUUGGCAUUCCUGGAGUGGGUGUUCCCGGUGUUGGUGUUCCCGGUGUUGGUGUUCCCGGAGUGGGUGUACCAGGUGUUGGUGUGCCUGGUCUGGUGCCUGGGGUCGGCGUUCCAGGAGGUCCGGCAGCCGCUGCCAAAGCAGCCGCCAAAGCAGCCAAGUACGGAGCAGGUGGCCUGGCUCCCGGCGUGGGUGGCCUGGCUCCCGGCGUGGGUGGCCUGGUUCCUGGAGUAGGUGGCCUGGUUCCUGGAGUGGGUGGCCUGGUUCCUGGUGUUGGAGGUGUCCCAGGUGUUGGAGGUCCAGCAGCGGCGGCCAAAGCAGCAGCCAAGGCAGCCAAAUUCGGUGCCGGGGUUGGAGGGGUGCCAGGGGUGGUGCCUGGCGUGGGCGGAGUGCCCGGAGUGACACCCGGCGUUGGUGGUGUGCCCGGCUUGGUGCCAGGGGUGGGAGUACCUGGAACUGGCAUCCUUCCCGGGGCAGGCAUCCCCCAAGUAGGGGUGCAGCCUGGUGCUAAACCUCCCAAAUUCGGUGUCCCUGGGGUUGGAGUCCCAGGAGUUGGUGGCCUCCCAGGUGGCCUUGGAGUCGGUGGGCUUGGAGUUGGUGGCCUCGGAGCUGCUGGGAAACCUCCCAAGCCAGGCGCUGGAGUUCCCGGCUUCGGCGUAUCCCCGGUGUUUCCAGGUGGGGUCGGCGGCCUGGGAUUCGGUGGGAAGCCCCCCAAGCCCUACGGAGGAGCUCUGGGUGCCCUGGGCUUUCGAGGGCCCGGCUGCGCGGCAGGGAAGUACUGCGGCAGGAAGCGGAAGUAGCGCUCCGGCAGCGAUCACCUCAUGAACUUUGGUGCUACUGCAUGGUCCAGAAUGUAAAUCCGAAGCAAAGCUGAGACACCCUCUCCUCGAGCCCCGGACCCCCCGUCCAGCCCGGGGCCGUGCCGGCCCCGCGUUCCCCGGAGGGACCGCGCGUUCUCCGGCGGCGCCCGGCCCCGCCGCCCCUCGGUCCCGGCAGGGAGCGCGGAAUAAACUGCGGGGAGCAGCCGUCCCCCUUGGUGCUAUCGCUCUCUGCGGGAUUCGGGGGCGCUGGGCUGUCCCUCGCAGCCCCGGAGCUGACCCCGGGGGCACAGGAUGAGGGCCCCCGCCUUGGAGGCAGGGAGGGAGGGAGGGAGGGAGGGAUGGCGGCGGCGGGGCUGUGCGGGGCGGGGUGGCCCCGGCAGCCUGGCCCCAGCCCGGGCCCCGCGCUCCCCCGGUCUGGGGGGGCCGCGGCAGGAGGGGCUCCGUCCCUUCACGUUGCUCACUUUGCUAUAACUGGGUGGGACGCCCUAUACAGAGGGACUCGCUUCUGACAGACUAAUAAAGGACAAGUUUUU